UCAAGAAUCAUCCAUGUAUGCUAUACCCAUCGGGCUCUGACAUAUAUAUAGUAAAGGUAGGUACAUGGCAAAAGAGGACCCGUUGCUUUGCUUUUUCCUGAAAAUCAUCUUAAAGCUACCUGUUUCUUUUUGGGCUCUUAAGAUCUCGAUUGGAUUCAAGCUUGUCUCAGUUCUAUCCAAAUGAGUUCAUCUGGCCGAUUGUUUAACAGGCAAAGAAGUGUCCAUGAGAUUCUUGGAGGAGGUCUUGCUGCAGAUGUGAUACUUUGGAAGCGGAAGGACGUGACCUUGAGCAUAUUAUUAGUUACUCUGGCUGCUUGGGUGGUGUUUGAGAAAUCUGGUUAUACUCUGUUGUCGCUUGUCUCAAGUGUUUUCCUGCUUCUCAUUAUCAUCCUCUUUCUUUGGGCCAAAGCCGCGUCGAUUCUCAACAGACCUGCUCCACCUCUACCAGAUUUGCAUCUGUCAGAAGAAAUGGUAAAUGAAGUGGCAAAUUUCAUCCGCCUGCAUGUCAACAAUUUGCUCUCAGUUUCCCAGGAUAUUGCCCUGGGUAAGGAUUCAAGGCUGUUCUUCAAAGUAGCUGCAUAUCUGUGGCUGAUUUAUUUUGUUGGUGGCUUGACUGAUUUCCUUACCUUGAGCUACACCAGCCUUGUUAUCAUUCUCACGAUUCCAGCACUGUAUGAAAAGUAUGAAGAUCAUAUAGACAAAUAUGGCAUAGUGAGCUGCAGGAAAUUGCAGCAAUUGUAUGUGAAAUUAGACCAGGACUAUAUCAGAAGAGUCCAGAAAUGGAUUUUAGAGAAAAAGAAGCUGAGCUGAUCUUUCUCUUCUUCCCUUUAUUUUUUUCUUUUUCUUUAAAGUUUUUUUUUUCUUUUUCGUCCCGGGUUUUUUUUGUUUCCUGCUUACUUUUGUUUUCUGCUAUGCCAGGGGAGUGCUAAGAGUGUGGGAGAUUGCAAUUUUCUUUUCUUUUAAAAAAUGAGAUCUUUUCUUGCAUAUUUGUUUUCAUUCUAGAUCUUUUAGAUUCCCACUAUAGAAUUGAUGAAGGCGAUUGUACACAAGAAACACAACUGAAAAAAGAUUUUGUCAAAGUGAUACAAGUCAUAUAAUCUUGUCUUGAGAAACAUAUAAUACAAGGAGUCCCUUUGGGUUUGAACUAUGUGUGGAUGUAAUUUGAAAUUAAUUAGGAGAGCUUGGAGUUUGGUAUGAUAUGGUAGGGCCUUAGCCUAGUCUCUACACGCUUGAACUUGAACUUUGUCAAAAUGUAGACUUUUGUCAAGAUUUAUUUUCUUUAGGACAAGGAUGGAUUCAGAGUCCAAUCCUGAGUCGUAUUAGAUCUUUUCAAAUCAAAA
Molecule: messenger RNA, 1340 nt
Organism: Juglans regia (Persian walnut)
Lineage: Eukaryota; Viridiplantae; Streptophyta; Magnoliopsida; Fagales; Juglandaceae
Product: reticulon-like protein B12
Exons: 4
Coding region: 181-810 (209 amino acids)
Source: RefSeq, a predicted model, not a curated record